Acanthaster planci (crown-of-thorns starfish) is the source of this 3081-nucleotide messenger RNA. RefSeq names its product potassium/sodium hyperpolarization-activated cyclic nucleotide-gated channel 2-like. The record is from RefSeq and is a predicted model, not a curated record. Gene Ontology annotation, biological process: sodium ion transmembrane transport; regulation of membrane depolarization; potassium ion transmembrane transport. NCBI's taxonomy places the organism in Eukaryota, Metazoa, Echinodermata, Asteroidea, Valvatida, Acanthasteridae. Gene Ontology annotation, molecular function: voltage-gated potassium channel activity. Gene Ontology annotation, cellular component: HCN channel complex; membrane.
UGUGCGGAAUGGUUUGUGUACAGAUUAUGUUAACACCUCCACAUGGAUGGAGCCCAGGUUAGCGGUGAGCCGCCGUAAGGCGGUUUCCUAGACUUUCCCGUCACUGCUACCACAAUCAAAGACGGGAAGAUGAGUUCAAGAGAUCCACGAUCUCUACCGCCUCUGCGGUCAAACAAGGUGAUGCAGGAACCGCUUACGAGAGGUUCCAGUGAGUCAAUAGGUUCAGAUGAAAUGGCAGUGCAACAUCUGUUGCCAGCAAUCGAGGAGCAAGUUCCCUUGACCUCGGACACACAUGAAGCAAACCAUGUGAUCCUCAAGUCUUCCAUAAAACAAAAUGGCCCCAAGUCAGGGAGUACAGGAGAGAACGCCAUGGGUCACGUGGCCUUUGAUAUUGAAAAUAUGGCAGAAGGAAAUCGCGAAGAAACAUCCAAAGAGAACAGCAAGGAAUCCAUCAAGGCUAGUCUGUCACUUCUUGGAAUACCUCAACCUCGCAAGGAAAGUGACGGCUUGAGUGGCCUGAAAAACACGUUUAUACGCCGUCAGUUAUGGCAGAUGCUAGAGCCAACUGACAAUCGGCUCUCGAUGAAGCUUUUUGGAAGCAGGAAAGGACUGCAGAUGGAGAAAAAGAGACUAAAGGCAGCUGGAAUUCUCAUUAUUCAUCCUUGCAGUACAUUCAAGUUUUACUGGGAUCUUGUGAUGGUGUUGCUUCUGAUAGCCAACCUGGUGACUCUACCUGUCAUCAUUGCUUUCUUCUACCAAGAGAAGCUGAGUAAGACUUGGUCAGUCUUCAAUUGCUCCUCGGAUACUCUCUUUAUUCUGGAUGUCAUCAUCAAUCUCAGGACUGGAUACAUGGACCUCAACACUGCUGAGCAGGUGAUAUUAGAACCUAAGAAGAUUGCCCUUCACUACCUGAAAUCUUGGUUUGCCGUUGACUUUGUCUCUUCCAUCCCCAUGGACUGCAUCUUUCUUGGAGUGGACGGUGGAAACGAAAACAAGCUCUACGAGGUGUCCAAGGCAUUUCGUAUUUUUCGAUUAGCGAAGCUUCUCAGUCUUGUCCGUCUUCUCCGUCUGUCCAGGCUGAUGCGUUUCGUCCGACAAUGGGAACAGGUGUUCAAUGUAGCUGGUGCUGUGAUUCGCAUCGUUAAUCUCAUUGGUAUCAUGCUGCUCAUCAGUCAUUGGAACGGAUGCCUUCAAUUUCUCGUGCCGAUGCUUCAGCAUUUUCCUCAAGAUAGCUGGGUCAGCAUCAACGACCUAGAGAACGCCCAUUGGUGGGAGCAGUACACAUGGGCAUUGUUCAAAGCGAUGUCACACAUGCUGUGCAUCGGCUACGGACGAUUCCCGCCACAGAGUCUAACUGAUCUGUGGCUUACAAUGGUCAGUAUGAUUUGUGGAGCAUCGUGCUUUGCGCUCUUCAUCGGUCAUGCUACCAACCUCAUCCAGUCAAUGGACUCGUCCAGCAGGCAGUAUAGAGAAAAGCUGAAGCAAGUGGAGGAGUACAUGGCCUACCGUAAGUUGCCAAGCGAGAUGAGAGAACGCAUCACUGAUUACUAUGACUACCGUUACCAUGGCAAGAUGUUCAACGAGGAUGUUAUAUUCAGUGAGGUCUCAGCAAAACUCAAACAGGAUGUGGCCAACUAUAACUGUCGUGAGCUCGUUGCAAGCGUGCCUUUCUUCCAGAAUGCCGAUCCAAAUUUCGUCUCUCGUGUGGUAGUCCUUCUCAAGUUUGAAGUAUUUCAACCCGGUGACUUCCUUAUCAGAGAAGGUACCUACGGUGAUCGGAUGUUCUUCAUUCAACAAGGCGUGGUUGAUAUCAUUACGUCAGAUGGGCAAGUCGCCACUACGUUAAGCGACGGGUCGUACUUUGGAGAAAUCUGUCUCCUGACCGAGGAACGCCGUGUUGCUAGUGUGAGAACCGAUACUUACUGCUCUCUCUACUCGCUUGGUGUGAAUAAUUUCCACCAGGUUCUCAGAGAAUUUCCUGCCAUGAGAAAGACUAUGCAAACGAUCGCAUUAAGACGCCUCAACAAGAUUGGGAGGACAUCCAAAGUGUUAGUGGCUGCUCUAAGACAUCACAAUACCACAUCCCAGAACUCUGCUGUUUCAUCUAGCUUACUCUUCUCGCUUCCUCCUGAAUCAUCUUCUUCCGCGUUUAGUGAGCACAAUAGACGAAGUGAAGAUGAUAUGGAAGACGAGUCAAAUGAACGAGUCCUUCAAGUGACCGAAGGCCCGUCCCAGACACCAACGCAGACACCAAUAACUCGUUAUUACAGCUCUCCUGACAACUUCCCUCCGCCUGUAUGAUCAAUUCAAAAACAUUCACAUUAUUCAAUCUAUUGUGCAUCAAGUUGUUCCAAUCUGUUUAUCACCGGUUUUACUGGACGCUGUUUUGUAUUGCAAAAUUCGGUUCAUUAAGUUCAGUCCUGUUCAAUUCUUUUAAAUUGAAAAAUACCCGGAUUUCAAACGUCCUGAGGCACCCAGUUUCAUUUUCUGCCUUCUUCUAAAUAUCACAGUUCACUGUUUCCCAUCAGCAUUGCUGGCAACUAUGUACUUGCGCGACCUUUUAGGCUUCCACACCUACUGCAUGUAUGUAAAUUUCCUGAAUACAGUCAGAGACGUAUAUCUGAGCCAACAGGACUUUUGAGGCGAUUUAUGUUUUUAAAUUACACGUACACAAUUCAAUAUUACACAUAUACGUUUGGGGAAAAACAUUCCUCGGGACGUUGACCACAAUGGAAUACAUAUCCAAGAUAGCUGGACUGCAGAAAUCUAGGUGUUUAUCGUGUUGAUGUCAUUCAACGAAUCUUCACACUUCCACUUCACAUUCCACCUCUGAAUCGAAACACUUUCUUUUGUUAAGAAUUUGAAGCUGUUAUUCGAGUCUUAUCAAUUUAUGACAGUAGCCACUCAUAAUAACCACAUUUUCAUUUAUGUUAUCAUUUUAAAAUCUCCAAACCUUUUCUGGAACUGUACUAUUCUUAUUAAAGAAAUACCUAAUUAUUCUAAAAUACCUCACUCAAAUCUUCAAGCUCUGUGACACAAUUUAACACACGAGCAUUGACAAUAAAGAUUUUGUAAGAAAAA